This is a messenger RNA of Aspergillus caelatus, 1627 nucleotides long. Its product is annotated as major facilitator superfamily domain-containing protein. Bases 146 to 1627 code for a protein of 493 amino acids. Gene Ontology annotation, molecular function: allantoate transmembrane transporter activity; dipeptide transmembrane transporter activity. Gene Ontology annotation, cellular component: plasma membrane. The record is from RefSeq and is a predicted model, not a curated record. Lineage: Eukaryota; Fungi; Ascomycota; Eurotiomycetes; Eurotiales; Aspergillaceae. Gene Ontology annotation, biological process: allantoate transport; transmembrane transport; tripeptide transport. The transcript is spliced from 4 exons.
GCAUUUCUGCACGCUCCUUGCUUGAGCGCAGCAUAUAAUAAUGGCCUGGCCGACUCCACUAUCGCUCGGUUGUCCAUCCCUCUCAACCCUAAGACAGCACCAGCGGUAGUAUCGACCCCUUGGCUCGGUGCUCAUUCUUCCACUCAUGGAUAUCCCGAAAUCCCCUUGUGCGGACAUUAAAGAUGAGGAACGACGAGUCGGCGAGUUAGUUCAUCUAACGGCACCCUACAGCGCUGAGGAGGAAAAAGCAGUGGUGCGGAAAAUUGACAUGAUCAUUCUACCUUUUCUCUGCUUCGUCUUUUUCCUACAGUACUUAGACAAACAAAGUCUCAGCUAUGCUGGUGUAUUCGGCCUGAUGGAAGACCUGAAUUUGACGAGUUCGCAAUAUUCCUGGUGCAGCUCUAUCUUCUAUGUGGGCCAGCUUGUUUCCGAAUAUCCCUUCAUUUACCUGAUGAGUCGACUCCCUCUGACAAAAUUCGUUGGUGUUACGGUGAUUGUUUGGGGUGGUGUGUGUAUGUGUCUGGCUGCACCGAAGACCUACAGCGGAUUUGCCGCCGUUCGAUUUCUUCUCGGCUUCAGUGAAGGCGCAGUCUCGCCAGCCUUUGUCACGAUUACGUCUAUUUGGUACCGUCAAAAGGAGCAUACGAUUCGCACUGCCCUCUGGAUCUCCAUGAAUGGCCUGGCCCAAGUCAUCGGCUGCCUGUUGAUGUACGGCAUAGGCAAAAACACAGCUCUAGCCAUCGCACCCUGGCGCGUUCUGUUUUUAAUCUGUGGGGCCAUGACACUGGCUGCCGGAGUUUGCUUCCUGGUGCUUAUGCCAAGUGGACCCAAAGACGCAUGGUUCCUCAACGCCCGCGAAAAGGAGGUUUUACGGCAACGCAUGGCGCAAGACCAUGAAGGUGGCGAUAAGACGUUUUUCUCCCUACCGCAACUCAAAGAGACUCUCAUGGACCCCAAGGCAUGGCUGGUCUUCUGGUUCGGAGUGCUUGUAACGAUGCAGUCUCCCGUACUCACCUUUGCAUCCCUCGUCAUCGAGUCCCUUGGCUACAGCAAGCUGGACACAAUGUUGUACACAGCGCCCUCUGGGGCCGUCCAAAUGGCCUUAUUAUGGAUUGGAGUCGCGCUUGCCACUAUCCUCCCUCGUCAGCGGACACUAGUUGCGCUGAUGCUCAUUAUCCCACCCCUUGUCGGCACUGUCUUUUUGUUCAAGCUCGACUUGACUGCCGAAUGGGGUAUGAUUGCCAUGUCUUGGUUGGCCUCAUGUAUAACGGCCUCCAUGUCCAUCCUUCUCUCCCUCUCUGCUUCUAAUGUUAAGGGUAACACAAAACGUGCCAUCGUCAAUACGAUGUUCUUCAUUGGCUAUUGCGCCGGAUGUAUUGGGUCUCCACAGUUAUGGACGAAGAGACCUCGCUAUACCGAGGGCGUCAUCACAUCUAUUGUUACGUGGUGCCUCCUGUUCGCUGCGGUGAUUAUCUACCGCUUGCUGUGCAUGCAGGAUAACAAGCAACGCGAAGCGAAGACCGGUGCUGAUGCCGACAUGAGCGGAGGAGAUAUGCUAGAAGAAGAUGGGCUACAGGCAGCCGAUCUGACGGAUAAGAACGAUCCAUCAUUUCGAUAUGCGCUAUAA